AUGCUAACACCCGGCGCCCUAGAUGUACGAGAGGUUGACCGAGAUACACUGGAACCUAUUCUCUUCCUGUUACAAAGCCCCGAUAUCGAAGUUCAGAGAGCCGCCAGUGCCGCCCUAGGCAACCUUGCCGUCAACACCGAGAACAAGGUCAUAAUUGUCCAGCUCGGAGGAUUAACACCGCUCAUCCGACAGAUGCUGUCGCCAAAUGUUGAGGUCCAGUGCAAUGCCGUAGGAUGCAUCACCAACUUGGCCACACAUGAGGAAAACAAGGCCAAGAUUGCACGGUCUGGUGCCCUGGGCCCGCUGACGAGGCUUGCCAAAUCCCGAGAUAUGCGUGUGCAGCGGAACGCCACCGGUGCUCUCCUCAAUAUGACACAUUCUGAUGAGAACCGACAGCAGCUCGUUAAUGCCGGCGCUAUUCCAGUCCUAGUUCAGCUCCUCUCCUCUCCCGAUGUUGAUGUACAGUACUACUGCACUACCGCCCUCAGCAACAUUGCCGUCGACGCCAAUAACCGACGAAAGCUGUCGUCCACUGAACCUAAACUCGUCCAAUCCUUGGUCCACCUCAUGGACUCCUCGUCCCCAAAAGUCCAAUGUCAGGCAGCGUUGGCCCUGCGAAACCUUGCGUCCGAUGAAAAGUACCAAAUCGAGAUUGUCCGAGUCCAAGGCUUACCCCCGCUCCUUCGUCUCCUUCAGUCAUCUUACCUUCCCUUGAUUCUGUCCGCUGUUGCUUGCAUACGAAACAUCUCCAUACACCCGAUGAAUGAAUCGCCCAUCAUCGACGCCAACUUCCUCAAGCCACUGGUCGACUUGCUCGGAUCCACCGACAACGAAGAGAUUCAAUGCCACGCCAUUUCAACAUUGCGCAACCUGGCAGCUAGCUCAGACCGAAACAAGGCUCUGGUAUUGGACGCCGGCGCUGUCCAGAAGUGUAAACAGCUGGUGCUUGAUGUGCCGGUGACGGUACAGUCGGAAAUGACGGCUGCCAUUGCAGUUUUGGCUCUAAGCGACGACCUCAAGUCACAUCUUCUCAAUCUAGGAGUGUGUGAUGUCCUCAUUCCCUUGACUCAUUCGCCAAGCAUUGAGGUUCAAGGCAACAGUGCUGCUGCCUUGGGUAAUUUGUCCUCCAAAGUCGGCGACUAUUCAAUCUUUGUUCAAAAUUGGAACGAUCCAAAUGGGGGAAUACACGGAUAUCUUAGUCGUUUUCUGCAAUCAGGUGACGCCACUUUCCAGCAUAUUGCAGUCUGGACCUUGCUGCAAUUAUUCGAGUCCGAAGACAAGACUUUGAUCGGCCAUAUUGGCAAGGCCGACGACAUUAUUGAAAACAUCCGAGCUAUCGCAAACCGACAAGUCGAAGCUGAGCCUGAGUUUGAAGAUGAGGAUGAAGGAGAAGUGGUUAAUUUGGCUCAACGUUGCCUGGAACUGUUGGGUCAGAGCAUGUCUAAAGCCCACAUCGAGGGCUAA
This is a messenger RNA of Metarhizium acridum CQMa 102, 1464 nucleotides long. Lineage: Eukaryota; Fungi; Ascomycota; Sordariomycetes; Hypocreales; Clavicipitaceae. The record is from RefSeq and is a predicted model, not a curated record.